AUGGCUUCCUCUACCCUACCAUACACCUCUUUUAGCGAUGGACAGAGACGUUGGAUCGUCGGUCUGGUCGCCUCUGCUGCUUGGUUCUCGACUUUGAGCAGUUUCAUUUACUACCCAAUCCUGCCACUCCUAGCAGACGAGUUGGACACAAGCAUCGAACAAAUAAAUCUUACAAUUACAUCGUAUCUAGCAAUAUCCGGUGUGGCGCCGUCCAUCACCGGAGAUGCAGCCGACAUGUUUGGUCGCCGUCCAGUAUACUUAGUCACGCUUGGCAUGUACCUUUUCGCCAACACCGGCAUGGCCAUUCAGAAGUCCUUUACAGCACUGUUGCUUCUGAGAAUGCUUCAAAGUGCAGGAAUAUCCGGGACCUUCUCGAUCGCGUAUGGAGUCGUUUCUGACCUAGCAACUCCUGCAGAAAGAGGCGCUUUUGUGGGAGCGCUGUCAUUGGGAAUCACCACUGCACCCAGCCUUGGUCCCCUCCUCGGGGGCGUGCUAGCUUUCCGUGCGGGAUGGGUAUUCUGGUUCCUCACGAUAACAUCUGCGGCCGUGCUUCUUGCCAUGGUAUUGAUCCUGCCAGAGACAGCUCGCACCGUCGUUGGAAAUGGUUCAAUUCCUCCACCGCUCUGGUCUCGGCCAUGGCUGCCUGCUGUCAUGCGUCCAUGGAACGGCAUGACCCCGCAAACCACCUCCUUGAUUUUUCGGAGGAAGACAGUUCCGAAUCCACUGAGGAGCUUGGAAAUUCUCUGUCGCUUGGACACGGCUGUAAGCAUCCUUGCUGGAAGCAUCAUUUACAUGGUUUAUUGCAGCUCUCAUGCCUCCUUAUCGACCGUCUUCAGCGCGAACUAUUCCCUGAAUCAACUCCAGACCGGGCUGGUCUAUCUUCCCUUUGGCUUGAGCAGUCUGGUUUCCACCGUAUUCUCUGGAAAGCUCAUCGACUACGACUACAAGACCGUGGCGAGACACCAUAAUUUGCCGAGGGAUCGCAUUGGUGGAGAUGACCUGCGAACGUUUCCCAUUGAAGAAGCGCGCCUUCGCAAUAUCUUCGUGCCUACACUGUUAGCGUGUGGCUCUAUGGUCGGUUAUGGAUGGGCAUCUCAAGAGCAAGCACACAUCUCCAUUCCUCUACUGCUACAGGCCGUUGCCGGCUUUUGUAUUCAGACAUGUUUCAAUUAUAACAACACACUCGUGAUCGAUAUUAAUCAUGAAGCUCCCGCUACCGCCCAAGCAUCUUUUAACAUGGUUCGGUGUGCGCUCUCGGCACUAAUGAUUGGGCUGUUACAAAGGAUGAUUGAUGCAACCGGCCUGGGCUUGACAUUCACGAUUUUGGGCGGAUCGUGCCUGGCAUCAGCCGGCCUCUAUCUACUCCAAUUGCGAAAGGGAAUGGAAUGGAGACAGAAACGCUAUGCACGGGCGGAGGUGGUGAUGGCAGAGCAAACGACGUCGAAUGCACAGAACCACACUACAGUAUUAUUGGAAGGAGCAAAGAGAGAAGUGUAG
This is a messenger RNA of Trematosphaeria pertusa, 1497 nucleotides long. RefSeq names its product major facilitator superfamily transporter. The record is from RefSeq and is a predicted model, not a curated record. Gene Ontology annotation, cellular component: membrane. The transcript is spliced from 5 exons. Gene Ontology annotation, molecular function: transmembrane transporter activity. NCBI's taxonomy places the organism in Eukaryota, Fungi, Ascomycota, Dothideomycetes, Pleosporales, Trematosphaeriaceae. Gene Ontology annotation, biological process: transmembrane transport. Bases 1 to 1497 code for a protein of 498 amino acids.